UCUACCCGGGCUGAAAAGAUGAGAGCACCGCAGCGUAUGAGCGUCUCGCGUAUGUAUAACCUAUUUACAGGAGCUGGUUGCUGAACUGUCAUGAGAACAUGUACUCGAAUAAGUUUGGCCGCCUCAUGUUAGGGCUGUACAGCCGGAAACAGAGCUCUGUGUGCGGGGUUGUUCAGAGCUGUGCAGGACGGAGCUCCUUCAGCUGGACUGCGGUGUGUAAACAGCGGACACUGUGGCUGCAGGGGGGCGGCUGUCUGACGCGCCAGCAGCAUGCUGUGCCCUCUCCGAUCAGUGCUCGGUCGGCCUCCCACACCACAGUGGACCCUGAUGAGGUGAGGAGGUUCCAGUCACUGGCCGGCAAGUGGUGGGAUGAGCAGGGAGAAUUUGCAGCUCUUCAUGCCAUGAAUGACCUGAGGGUGCCUUUUAUACGGGACAACCUGCUGAGUGUGCACACAGCGCGGCAUCCUGGGAAGCCACUUGCAGGACUGAGAAUCCUGGAUGUGGGCUGUGGAGGAGGUCUGAUAACAGAGCCCUUAGGUCGCCUGGGAGCUGACGUGUUGGGCAUAGAUCCAGUGGAAGACAGCAUCGGCACAGCAAAACUGCAUUCGUCUUUUGACCCAGACCUUCAAGACCGCAUCAGCUACCAGGCCUGCACUCUGGAGGAGCUCUCAUCGGAGGAGGAAGGAGGGUCAGAGGAGCAAGGAGUGGCUCAGUUUGAUGCUAUUGUAGCAUCCGAGGUGGUGGAACAUCUGGCCGACCUGGAAACAUUUGCCUUCUGCUGCAGCCAUGUGCUAAAGCCAGGCGGCUCGCUCUUCAUCACCACCAUAAAUAAAACCAAUCUGUCGUAUGCGUUUGGUAUUGUUGUGGCUGAGCAGCUGCUGCGCAUUGUCCCAAGUGGGACUCACGACUGGGAGAAGUUCAUCAGCCCUGAGGAGCUGGAGCGCCUCCUGGAGUCCAAUGGAUUCUCUGUACAGUCUGUGGAAGGAAUGCUGUACAACCCAGUAUCAGGAGCCUGGAGCUGGACUAACAGCACUGCCAUCAACUAUGCCCUUCAUGCUGUCAAAGUGAGGGAAGAUCCCCAGCCUGACCAGACCAAGGAGAGCAGCUCCCACGCAGACCACUCUGCUGCAGACACACACAGCUGAACCAAAUAAUGAAAUGAGUCAGGAAACAGGAAAGCAUCAAGUCCUGACUUCCCUGUGGAACACUGAGGUCAUGAAUUAAAGGGGCAAACUGACUGAAGAAUGGUUGUAUUGUAGUCCCUAGUUUGCACACAGAAUAACAUUCAUUGUGUUGUUACAGUUUAAGCAGAGUGAAAUGUAACUGUUUGUCCUCACAGCUUCAGAGUUUAUGGAAUCCAUAUUCAUCAGUUUCAUUGUAGACUCUACUAGAGCUGCUUUAUGUAUUCUAGGCUGAGUAUUAAGUGAUUUUCCAUAUCCUCUAAUAAUCUGCCUUUAUAUUUGGUUAAAGAAUGAGACCACAACAAGAAAAUGACAUAUUUUCCCCUGGCCACAUAGCAGAGCUAGGAUUUCAAGUUCAUAUUAGUGGUAAUUGUUUAUUCUAAAGCUGUAGAAGAGGAGGACUCAGUCACAUCCUCUGGGAUUAAAUGGGUCUCGUGGAGUGUUAUAUAAUGCAAAUCAACCCUGUGGCAGAGAAGAAAUCAGGCUGCAUGCUUCUUCAAGAUACUGAUAGCAUUGCUAGCAAGGAUGAAGAACACACUCUUGGGAUUACUGGGAUCUUUUAGGGGUCCAUUAAGAAACGUACCUUGUAAUCUGUGAGUUUUCAGAUUAAUAAAGGGACUGUUUAAGACUGA
Molecule: messenger RNA, 1813 nt
Organism: Notolabrus celidotus (New Zealand spotty)
Lineage: Eukaryota; Metazoa; Chordata; Actinopteri; Labriformes; Labridae
Gene: coq3
Product: coenzyme Q3 methyltransferase
Exons: 6
Coding region: 99-1145 (348 amino acids)
Biological process (GO): ubiquinone biosynthetic process
Molecular function (GO): 2-methoxy-6-polyprenyl-1,4-benzoquinol methyltransferase activity
Source: RefSeq, a predicted model, not a curated record